Molecule: messenger RNA, 3570 nt
Organism: Achroia grisella
Lineage: Eukaryota; Metazoa; Arthropoda; Insecta; Lepidoptera; Pyralidae
Gene: Alg9
Product: alpha-1,2-mannosyltransferase ALG9
Exons: 9
Coding region: 111-1886 (591 amino acids)
Biological process (GO): protein N-linked glycosylation
Cellular component (GO): endoplasmic reticulum membrane
Molecular function (GO): alpha-1,2-mannosyltransferase activity
Source: RefSeq, a predicted model, not a curated record
UUUCCACUAUUCACACCUUGUGGAAAAUCGCCAAUUUUCGGUGUUUUCUUUCUUUGAAUGUUAUUAUUGUAAUAUUCAUGUUUUAAAGAAAAAGUACAAAACGUAUACCAAUGACUUUAACAGCCCGACAACGCAGUAUUCAUAAUAAAAAUGGUACAAAAAGAAUUGCAAGUUUCAAUAAAGGGAAACGAAAAGCUAGCGAAGGUGAAUUCCUUGUGACAAAUGCACCUACAGACUUACGUAGUAUAACAUACCCCGGCGGUGCAGUGGCACUCGUUCUGCUACUCACCGCUCGUCUCCUGGCUGCAUACUGGGGACAUAUAUCUGAUUGUGAUGAGACAUACAAUUAUUGGGAGCCAUUGCAUUAUUUAGUAUAUGGCAAUGGACUCCAAACGUGGGAGUACAGUCCUGUGUACGCCAUACGGUCAUACAUGCCGCUGUGGCUGUUUGCUGUACCAGCUAAGAUGCUGUCGCUGGUGGCGUCACCAGUCACAGUGUUCUAUACUAUACGAGCCCUGCUAGCUGUGCUUGCGGCGUGUGCGGAUCUUAUGUUUUACAAGGCGGUGUGCCACGAGUUCGGCGUGCAGGUGGGGCGCGUGUGGCUGGCGGCGUGGGCGCCGGCGGCGGGCGCGUGGGCGGCGGGCGGCGCGCUGCUGCCGGCGGCGUGGUCGGCCGCGCUGGCCGCCGCCGCGCUCGCCUGCUGGUGGCGCCGCCGCCUGCCGCCCGCCGUGCUCCUCACCGCCGCCACCACGCUGCUCAGUUGGCCAUUCACCGCCCUCUUAGGCGUACCUAUCGCAAUAGACAUGCUGAUCAUCAAGCGGCAGUUCGUGGAGUUCUUCAAAUGGUCGAUACUGUCGCUGCUCAUCAUACUGCUGCCGACUGUGGCUGUGGACUCAUACCACUAUGGAAGACUGGUGGUGGCCCCGUGGAAUAUCGUCGCGUACAAUAUCUUCACUGAGCAUGGACCGGAUUUGUACGGGGUGGAGCCGUGGACCUAUUACUUUGUUAACGGAUUCUUGAAUUUCAAUAUUAUCUGGGUGCUAGCUCUGUCCUGCCCUCUGCUACUGCUGGCGUGUACAGUAAUUAUGCCCCGGUCGACCGCGCGUGCAUCUUUCUGUGCACCUUAUUGGCUUGACUUAAUGCCUAUAGUGCUUUGGCUGGGUGUGUUCAUGAUACAACCACAUAAGGAAGAGAGAUUCCUAUACCCUGUAUAUAGCAUGAUAGUGCUGGCCGGAGCGAUAUCACUGGACUGUAUACAGAAGAUGACGUUUGCCGUCGGCACCGAGUUGUUCAGAUGGCGGAAGGAGCGAGAGAGACGGCACUACCUCGCGUACACCGGGCCUCUGAUGGUCAUGUGUGUGUUAUUAGCGGCCGCUGGUGGUAUCUCUCGGAUAACAGCGCUGUACACCAACUAUCACGGACCGAUGCGUCUGCUGCGGUCAUUGCCACCAGCGUCCACCACUGACUCAUACCUCUGCUUCGGCAAGGAGUGGUACCGCUCGCCAUCCAGCUUUCAUGCGCCUGGAUACAACAUUAGAUUCAUACCGAGCGAGUUUCAGGGACAGAUGCCAGCUCCUUAUGCUCAGUCCGCAAAUGCGACGCGACUUAUUCAUCCUCACUUCAACGACCUCAACAAGGGUGACAACCGGACCUACAUACAACCAUCGCAAUGCCACUACCUAGUCGACUCUGAUAUCGGUAGCCCCAGUCAACUCGAACCUGCGUACCACAAGAAAUCCACGUGGGAUAUAGUAACCUCUGUACCUAUACUAGACGCGCAGAAAUCGCAUAAAAUAUUCAGAGCAUUCUAUAUACCGGUGUUAUCCAAUAAAAAUAACGUAUACGCCAAUUUAUAUUUAUUGAAAAAUAAACUAUUGGCAGGUUGAUUAGGGUCGAAAUUAGAAUAUCAAUUCGUUAGUUGAAAUACAUUAUUUUUUGUAUGGGAUAAAUAGGAUUAGCUUGAAAGUACCAGUGAUUAUAUUCACAAAAUUCAAAUUCAAUCAAGUACUGAAUAUAUAUCGACGGAAGAAAGCGAAAAAACUUGAAAACCUAUGUAUUUAUUUCUAAGAACUUAUUUCUAAGAAAUUCAUAAAUCCAUCUUUACACCAGAGUCAAAAAUAGUUUUAUAAAAUUCAUAACUUAUAUAGUUAUGGAGAUAAAUAAAUUGGUUAAAUACAUAACAAAUUUCAACUUUCUCUUUUGAUAAAUAUAUGAGCUAUAAUAAUAUAUUUUUUUGAAAUAACAGAAUCUAAAAUAAUUUUUGUACAAUUGGGUUUUUUAAGGUACAUCAACUCAGCUUUCUUCCGUAUGUAUGUAUUUAAAUUAUGAACUAUUCACACAACCACGAGGUCACGUGAUCGAAUUAUUGUGACAGCUCAAAAAUAUAUUUCGAUAGAUAUGAUCACGCGAUUGAAAUUCGAUUCCGAAGUGACGACGAUUUUUAGAUUCCAAAUUAAGCUGUAAUCUGAGAGGACUGCUCGAUUAAUUUGUGGAGUCUGUCUGUACACCUUUAAAGGAUAGGGUAAUAAAAUAUAGUCUCUGGUACACUCGUUACAACUAAACUUGUAGAUAGAGUAAGUAUCGACAGAAUCGAAUCGAGAUUAAAUCGAAUUUGCAUUGAAUCGAUUUUUAAUUUUAAUUAUGCAUUUGGUUUACAUUAUUUACUGGUCCCAUUCAUAGAAACGAUAUUUGGGGAUGGGGGUAGAUAGUGCGAUAUUGUAUAAUAAGGGAUUGGUGAAAUUAGGACUCCACCAGGGAGGAAUCUGGGGAUUCAUUCCAAUAUAUUAUGAUCCCCAAAAUAUAAUGAGACGUAGAGCCUCAGUACAGUAGAAGGGAUCUUAAAUAUAGUGACAUCUCGUUCAUCAUAGUCAAGGCUGGGGGUAAAAUUAAAGAAAUAAGUGUGAAUUAAUUUAUGGGUGAUUUUCGAUUUGCUUUCGAUUCGAUCGCGAAUAGGAGUCUGCGUGUGUGAAGAUAAAUAGGUAGUACAGUGAAAAGUGGUUGAUUCAUGAAGGGAAUCAAUAAACUAGUCAUUGAGUUAAUAAUUUAAUAUAGCUAUUUAGUAAUUUGAUCGCACACUUUAAUAUAAAUACUGCAUUUAGUUAAAUCUACUCUAUAGCUAAAUGUUUAAAGCAUAUUUUAAUUUUUUUUUUAACAAUAAUUUUAUUUUUUUAAUUAAUGCAGUUUUUUUUAUUAAAGGAGUGAUGUAUAAGGGAAGUAUUGGGUGAUAAGAUUUUUUAUGUGCAAUAUUAUUACUAGUAACUGUUUUUUUGUUUUCCUAGGCGUCGUCGUGGUUUAUUACGUAGACUUGUACAAUAUACAGCUCGCGUGUUCGAAAUAACUGUUACAAUUUACAUUUCUAACUUCCUCUCCAGUAAUGGAAACACCGAUACAGACCAAAUUGUUAUGAAAUACCGCGAUUGGUUCAACCUCUGCAAUGUUGAAUUCAAAAUAUACACAGUGUAAUGUAGAUAUGUAAUAUAUUGCUUUCGCCUCUGCGUCGUCAAUAUCUGUCUACUCCAUGUGGAAUUAUAGUCUUAAAAAUAUUUUUUUUAUAACCUUUUAUGCUUCCAA